Molecule: messenger RNA, 1313 nt
Organism: Podarcis raffonei (Aeolian wall lizard)
Lineage: Eukaryota; Metazoa; Chordata; Lepidosauria; Squamata; Lacertidae
Gene: UFD1
Product: ubiquitin recognition factor in ER associated degradation 1
Exons: 12
Coding region: 340-1263 (307 amino acids)
Cellular component (GO): VCP-NPL4-UFD1 AAA ATPase complex
Molecular function (GO): polyubiquitin modification-dependent protein binding
Source: RefSeq, a predicted model, not a curated record
GUUUUUGUCGCGGUUGUUGUUGAAGCCCGAACGAACGUGAGGGGCGCGAUCCCGUUGAGGUUUACAACACACGGAAAUGCCGGCUUACCGGGUGUCGAAUACUUUUGAGUAAAGGUCGCUGAUUUCCAGCCCCUGGGAAAGAAGUCCCCACCCGCUUCCCCCUUAGCCAAGGGAUUCCGCCCCCACCGCCCUUCGCUCCGUUUCCCUCGGCGCCUCACGAGGCUUCCUGUCGGCCUCGAGAGAGGCAAGUUGGCUGGAGCUCCCCGGCACCUGAGGAGGCCUCUGCGGGAGGCCUGUCAGUAGCGAAGGGGACGAGGAGGAGGAGAGGACGCCACCAUCAUGUUUUCUUUCAAUAUGUUCGAUCACCCAAUCCCCAGAGUGUUCCAGAACCGCUUCUCGACUCAGUACCGCUGUUUCUCAGUGUCCAUGCUUGCUGGACCUAAUGACAGGUCAGAUGUGGAGAAAGGCGGGAAGAUAAUUAUGCCACCCUCUGCUUUGGAUCAACUCAGCCGGCUUAAUAUCACCUAUCCUAUGUUGUUUAAACUGACAAAUAAAAAUUCCGACCGGAUGACGCACUGUGGCGUGCUUGAGUUUGUGGCCGACGAAGGCAUUUGUUACCUUCCACACUGGAUGAUGCAGAACUUGCUCUUGGAGGAAGGGGGCCUGGUGCAGGUAGAGAGCGUCAACUUGCAGGUGGCGACGUACUCCAAAUUUCAGCCGCAGAGCCCUGAUUUCCUUGACAUCACCAACCCCAAAGCAGUAUUGGAAAACGCUCUCAGAAAUUUCGCUUGCCUGACCACCGGAGAUGUUAUAGCCAUCAACUACAAUGAAAAGAUCUACGAGCUUCGAGUGAUGGAGACGAAACCCGACAAAGCUGUGUCCAUCAUAGAGUGUGACAUGAAUGUGGAUUUUGAUGCACCCUUGGGUUACAAAGAACCAGAAAGACAGACACAGCAUGAGGAGUCCACAGAUGUGGAGGCAGACCACAGCGGCUAUGUGGGUGACCUGGGAUUCCGUGCCUUUUCAGGAUCUGGGAACAGGCUGGACGGGAAAAAGAAAGGCGUUGAGCCAAAUCCUUUUCCAAUUAAACCAGAAGACAUUAGGAGAGGGAUUCCCAACUAUGACUUCAAAAUUGGCAAGAUCACAUUCAUCAGAAAUUCUCGGCCGCUGGUCAAGAAAGUAGAAGAAGAUGACUCUGGAAGCCGCUUCAUUGCCUUUUCUGGAGAAGGCCAGUCACUCCGCAAGAAAGGAAGAAAACCGUAACUCCCGGAACCAGGAGUUGGUCAGGAAGAAUAAAAUAACACUGCAGCGUU